CUAAGGACUCUGAACAAAGGUCUCGGGUAGGGCUCCUCAGAACUUCCGGGGCUGGCCCACUGCCUCUCCCCAAGGCCGGUCCCCUGCCUUUGGCCGUGCAGACAUACCUUCUCUCAGCACCAUGGAGCACCUGUCGGCAGCCCUGGAGUCCACCUCCAAGAAGCCCCACGGGGCAGGCCAGGUGGGAGACCCCAAGCACGCCCCCGACAAAGUCGAGGGAGCUGAUAACCCGAAGCACGGCCACGGCCACGGCCACGGCCCCGGCCCCGGUCCCGGUCACGGUCACGGUCACGUUCACGGUCACGGUCACGGCCACGGCCCCGGUCCCGGUCACGGUCACGGCCACGGCCCCGGUCCCGGUCACGGUCACGGUCACGGCCACGGAAGCUCCUCAGGUUCCGGCAGCGGCUCCAGCGACUCAGAAAAUGAGGCGAAGCCCAGCGCUGCCGUUUCCGAGCUGUACAAAAGCGCCCCGGGCAAGGUCAAGAAGCCCAAGGUGAAAAAGGAGAAGAAGAAGGAGGAGAAGAAGGAGGGCAAGAAGAAGGAGGGGAAGGAGGCUUCCCACUGACGGGCCUCUCCGGGGCUCAUUAAACCUUCUCUCGGCC
Molecule: messenger RNA, 605 nt
Organism: Delphinapterus leucas (beluga whale)
Lineage: Eukaryota; Metazoa; Chordata; Mammalia; Artiodactyla; Monodontidae
Gene: C20H19orf33
Product: chromosome 20 C19orf33 homolog
Cellular component (GO): nucleus
Source: RefSeq, a predicted model, not a curated record